AUGGCUGGGGAGGGCAAGAACCCAAACUGCCAGAUCCUCAGAAAAAGCUCGAUCAUCAACAGGGAAGACCAUCUCCGUUUACUCCUAGGUCUUGCAUACUUCGAGAAGGACGGAGGACCGAUUCUCACACCCGCCGCUAGGCUCCGACCAACCGGAACUCAUUCGCGUCACUUCCGGUCCGGUUUCCCCCGGGAGACACCCUCUGUAGGAGAAACUUUCCUCCUUCUUUUCGGUACCCUCGGCCGAUCCUCGCGGGAUUUCAGUUCGGCUCUCAGUUCGAGCCCUGUGGGCGGGGCGAGAAGGAAAAAUGAUUGUUCCCUUCGCGUUUCCUGCUCCGGAAGUGAUUGUCACGAAACUCCGGAAGAGACGCUCUCCAAAUCCUUGGUUAUGGAUUACUUGGCUCAUCCCGGCGUAUGCUUGGCUGUCGGAGUUGCUUGUGGAAUGUGCCUGGGCUGGGGCCUCCGAGUACGCUUUGGAAUGACCCCCAAAAGCUCAAUGAACGAGACAGACAGAGAAACGGGGACUGAAGCCAGCAUCUUAGGAGAGAGUGGGGAAUACAAAAUGAUUCUUGUGGUUCGAAAUGACUUAAAGAUGGGAAAAGGGAAAGUGGCUGCGCAGUGCUCUCAUGCUGCUGUUUCUGCCUACAAGCAAAUUCAAAGAAGAAACCCUGAAUUGCUCAAAGAAUGGGAAUACUGUGGCCAGCCCAAAGUGGUGGUCAAAGCCCCUGAUGAAGAAACCCUGGCUGAAUUAUUGACCCAUGCCAAAAUGCUGGGAUUGACUGUAAGUUUAAUCCAAGAUGCUGGACGUACUCAGAUUGCACCAGGCUCUCGGACUGUCCUAGGAAUUGGGCCGGGACCAGCAGACCUAAUCGACAAAGUCACUGGUCACCUUAAACUUUACUAAGUGGAAUUUUGUAUGAUGUUGAUCCCUCCACCACAAGUCAUUCUAACAACUUAUGCUGACUUUCUUCCCCCAAAUUCAAUAUUCUUGAGAUGCAAAUAAAAUCUGUUCCCAUGUUCUUCUGUCAUGUACUUGCAGAAUUAUCAUCUUGGGCUAAAAAAAAUAUUGUUGGUUAAAUGGUCCUGAUCUAGUGAUAGGUACUGAAGCCAAAAAUAUUUGAGAAACAGGUCAUGAUAAAUCUAGGUUACGAGUGGGAAAACAUUUUCCUAUGCCAUGAUCAGAUAUCUUUAUGCUGAUAGCUCUUCUUCCCCAAAACUGGUGCUGUCCCCCUUGGAGGAUCUGGAGUGCAGAGGUAUUCCCACUGGAUUCAAACUGCAAAGUUUGUUUUCCUCCUGCCACUUUGGAUGACUGAUAGCCUCCUUUAUUAAUAGAUCAUGGUAUAGCCAUCCACAAUGGAGUGUUGAGGAUUGAAAAUGAGGUUUUAUAUUCAUGGUAUAAUGCACCUAUGCAGUGCUUCAUGUUCAUUUCCUCUGAUCCACACUGCCCAAAGGUUCUAAGCAUAAUCUAUAAAAUUCCUUUACUUCUCUUUUUUCUCCUAACAUUGAAGGCAUUUAGACUUGUGAAAUGACCUGUAAGCACCUUGAAGGUGUUAAUGGCCCCAUGUAGAAAUUUAUGGUAAAGUGAAUGCAGUUUGUCAUCCCAACACUCCAAUGUUUCUUUACCCCGGAGCUUAAGGAACUAGGUAAUUCAGUUAUUUAAGGGUACCUUUUUUUCCGUUUUGAUCUUUAUAACUUAACAUGUAAUUCCAGCUACCUAGAAUAUGAAGCAAAAGGUCCAAGCUCCCAAAAACUGCAUAACCUCAUGAUUUUUUCUUGGUAGAGGCCAUUUUCCCUGAAGGCCUCUGAGGCAAUCCUGACAGUUUCCAAAUUCAGUAUAUCCCUAAGAACUAUACUGGUGCCAGGGAGAAUUUUGGCAACAGGCCAAUAUUAGCUGGCUUUAACUUUCAAUGGCUUAAUAUUAGCCAGAAGUUAAUAUAAGCAGUAAGACAGCACAACUUCAAGGUCUAAGGUCAACAAUGGAGUCUGUGGGGAGACUUUUUUGUAGUAGUUUAUUUUUUGUUUUUGAGAAUAUACAGCAGAACAUACACCAACAAUUUCUACAUGUAUAGUUGACAUUGAUUAUAUUCAAGUAAAGCAACCGUUCUCACC
This is a messenger RNA of Trichechus manatus latirostris (Florida manatee), 2108 nucleotides long. It is a transcript of the gene PTRH2, whose product is annotated as peptidyl-tRNA hydrolase 2. Gene Ontology annotation, molecular function: peptidyl-tRNA hydrolase activity. Lineage: Eukaryota; Metazoa; Chordata; Mammalia; Sirenia; Trichechidae. Gene Ontology annotation, cellular component: mitochondrion; cytosol. Bases 1 to 903 code for a protein of 300 amino acids. Gene Ontology annotation, biological process: negative regulation of anoikis; positive regulation of anoikis. The record is from RefSeq and is a predicted model, not a curated record. The transcript has 3 exons.